AUGGUCCGAAGAUAUUUCAUCUGGAUAUUUCUCUGUGCAUCUGAAUUGAGGAAUCAAGGUUAUGAGUUUCAUCAUCAAGAUCUCCAGCACCACAAAUCUUCAUCAACAAAUCCGCAUCAUCUCAAUCCUCUUCACUGGUUCAUUCUGUUUCAUCUCCAUCAUCACAAAUUCUUGAAUCAUCUGCCCUUUUCUCUUCAAGCCCUAUCAUCCUCUUGGCUUCAUCUUAAACUGCAACAAUUGCCAUCAUCAUAUUCGUUGCAAGCUCUUUGCAACAACAUCGUCUUCAUCGCGUUUUCAACAGAUCUCAACGCAGCUGAAUUUCCUGCAAAAAGCACAGAAAGCGCAGAAAGCACGAAAUCAAAGAAGAAGUGGAAGAAGGUGAUUAGGGAGGAUCAAAAGAAAUAUUUAGAGAAUACCUUGGCCACGGUGGCCGUAGAUUUCAUCGUUGCGUCAAGGUUCGGUAUCUCUGUUCAGAUCUUUCUGAUUUAG
Vicia faba (fava bean) is the source of this 489-nucleotide messenger RNA. The record is from the annotation of a GenBank genome assembly. Lineage: Eukaryota; Viridiplantae; Streptophyta; Magnoliopsida; Fabales; Fabaceae.